UUUUUAUAAAUUGUUUAAUCAGUAUUAACACCAUAAUAUUAUAAUAAUUAAUACCCGAUAGCACCACAAGCGUCCACCAGUACACAUACACACACCCGACACCCCCCGAGAAGCAUACAAUAAUAAUGGCCAGUUCACAGCCGCGACAAAAUUUUCACGCCGAAGUUGAGGCGGCCAUCAACAAGCAAUUGAAUCUUGAAUUGCACGCCUCCUAUACCUAUCUGUCGAUGGCCUACUAUUUCGAUCGGGACGAUGUGGCACUGCCCGGGUUUCAUAAGUUUUUUGAAACCCAAUCGGACGAAGAGAGAGGCCACGCCAUGAAGUUUAUGAAAUACCAGAACAAACGGGGCGGUCGUAUUGUACUCAAGGAUAUACAUAAGCCUAGUUUGGACGACUGGGGCAGCGGUAUCGAUGCCAUGCAGGCGGCCCUACAGCUGGAGAAAACAGUCAACCAAUCGUUGUUGGACUUGCACCGUAUGGCCGGCGCCCAUGGAGACGCUCAUAUGUGCGACUUCUUAGAAAGUGAAUUCCUCGGCGAACAGGUCGACUCAAUCAAACAAUUCAGUGAUUAUAUUACUAACUUGAAGCGCGUGGGUUCGGGACUCGGAGAGUAUAUGUUCGAUAAGGAAACACUUCGGGGAAACAAUGGCAAAGAGUAGAGACAUACAGACAGACAUACAGAGAGAGAGAGAGAUGGCGAUUAAAACUCCAGUUUUUUUGUAAUAAUAAUUUUUUUAUAUUUUAUUGAUAACUACUUUAUCUACUGUCCAUUGAAAACUACUGUAUACUCUUCCAACUCUGUCUAUAUCAGAGAAAAGCCCUAAUUAAUUAAUUACCGGUAAUUACUGUUUUAUUUUUUUGUUGGUAUUACUAUUAUUAUUGAAACUGUAAACUACUGCCAUAUUUACGGGAUAGGGGGUUAUGGAGCGGGAAAAAUUGAAACCUAUUAAUGAUCUAUACUAUGAUAUUACCGGUAGUCGUAACGUACAUAAGCCUUGAAUUUUGUUUAGUUUAGAUUUUUUUAAUUACCGGUAGUAUUAUUAUUAUUAUACUGUAUUACCCCUUAUAUUAUAAUUCUCAUAUACACACAACUAUUGAAUAUUAUAUAUAUACCCUUAACUAUAGUUUAUACUA
Oppia nitens is the source of this 1134-nucleotide messenger RNA. RefSeq names its product soma ferritin-like. Lineage: Eukaryota; Metazoa; Arthropoda; Arachnida; Sarcoptiformes; Oppiidae. The record is from RefSeq and is a predicted model, not a curated record. The coding region runs from base 126 to 659 and encodes 177 amino acids. Gene Ontology annotation, molecular function: ferric iron binding; ferrous iron binding. Gene Ontology annotation, biological process: intracellular iron ion homeostasis; iron ion transport. Gene Ontology annotation, cellular component: cytoplasm. The transcript has 3 exons.